AGAGGGCGGCGGCCGCGGCGCGCCCUGCGCGGAGCUGGGAGCGCGAUGGUCAGCCGCCGCGGCGCGGCAAGAUGCUGGAUGGGUCCCUGCUGGCGCGCUGGCUAGCUGCGGCCUUCGGGCUGACGCUGCUGCUCGCCGCGCUGCGCCCUUCGUCCGCCUACUUCGGGCUGACAGGUAGUGAGCCCCUGACCAUUCUCCCACUGACCCUGGAGCCCGAGGUGGCUGCCCAGGCGCACUACAAGGCCUGUGAUCGCCUGAAGCUAGAACGCAAGCAACGUCGUAUGUGCCGCCGGGACCCCGGCGUGGCUGAGACACUGGUGGAGGCCGUGAGCAUGAGUGCACUUGAGUGCCAGUACCAGUUCCGUUUUGAGCGCUGGAACUGCACCCUGGAUGGCCGUUACCGUGCUAGCCUGCUCAAACGAGGCUUCAAGGAGACCGCCUUCCUCUACGCCAUCUCCUCGGCUGGCCUGACACACGCGCUAGCCAAGGCGUGCAGUGCAGGACGCAUGGAGCGCUGCACGUGUGAUGAAGCACCUGACCUGGAGAACCGAGAGGCCUGGCAGUGGGGUGGCUGUGGAGACAACCUCAAGUACAGCAGCAAGUUUGUCAAGGAAUUCUUAGGCAGGCGGUCUAGCAAGGAUCUGCGAGCCCGGGUGGACUUCCACAACAACCUCGUGGGUGUGAAGGUGAUCAAGGCUGGAGUGGAGACCACCUGCAAGUGCCAUGGCGUGUCGGGCUCCUGCACAGUGCGGACCUGCUGGCGGCAGCUGGCACCCUUCCAUGAAGUAGGCAAGCACCUGAAACACAAGUAUGAGACUGCACUUAAAGUGGGCAGCACCACCAAUGAAGCCACUGGUGAAGCAGGUGCUAUCUCCCCACCGCGGGGCCGGGCUUCGGGGGCAGGCAGCAGUGACCCACUUCCCCGUACUCCAGAGCUUGUGCAUCUGGAUGACUCACCCAGCUUCUGCCUGGCUGGCCGCUUCUCCCCAGGUACAGCUGGCCGCAGGUGCCACCGUGAGAAGAACUGUGAGAGUAUUUGCUGUGGCCGUGGCCACAACACACAGAGCCGAGUAGUGACAAGACCCUGUCAGUGCCAGGUACGCUGGUGCUGCUACGUGGAGUGCAGGCAAUGCACACAGCGAGAGGAGGUCUACACCUGUAAGGGCUGAGCCCCAGACCCUGCCAGCCCUGCUUACUUGGGGUAUAGGCAUUGCACGCAAUGUGAGGGGUCUACACCUACAAGGGCUGAGCCCCCAGACCCUGGCAGCCCUGCCACAUGGGGUGUAGGCAUUGCACACAGUGUGAGAGAUCUGCACCUGAAAGGGCUGAGCCCCCAGGCCCUGCCAGCCCUGCCUCAUGGGAUGUAGGCAUUGCACGCAGCACGAGGAGUCUACACCUGUAAGGGCUGAACUCCUGGGCCUGAUAAACCUCUCUGUAUGGGGUACAGGCAUUGCACGUAGUGCCAGGGCUAAGCCCCAUAGGUCCAGGCAGCCCUGCUUUGUGGGAUGUAGGCAUCAUACACAGCACAAGGGGUCUCUAUAAGGUCUGAGGGGCUCUCCUAGCACAUUGGGGCCCUGGCUAAUUGUCUGAGUUCGCUGUCUCCCCUCUCAAAGGCCCAGAGGUAGGUCUAGCACCUGUCUUGCCUCUUCAACCACUCUGCUUGUGCUCUGGGCCUGAGCUUUCUCCCCCUGACCCGAGAGUGUUGCAGCAAUGCUUUCUGAGUUGUUUCUGUCCCUGACACCCCAGUCCCUGGAAGGGCCCUUGUCAGGUGUCCAGUCUGUUGACUGCCCCUCCCUGCCUCCGGGCUCCCUCUGAGGCUUGGAGGACAGGUGUAUCUUUAUGACCACGUGGCUGCCCAUGGGGAAUGGGCCUGGCGCAGCACCCCAGCACCAGCACUGUCUUCAGAGAGCCAAACCACUAGGAGAGUGCAGCAUGCUGUGUCUCUAGGGCCUAGCCGCCCAGAUUCCUGGGCUUGGAGGCACUGCCAUCCCUCUCUAACAUUGAGCACUUCUCUUUGGAGUGAGUAUCAGUGACUUUUAAAUUAUUAUUAUUUAAUAUAGUAAUUAUUAUGUCCUCUACCCCCACUGCCUCCCAGGCUGUGGCUCUUCCCCCUGACAUGCCCUGGGCUGAAUGGAGCUGACCUGGGAGGCUCCCUCUUCCCACCCCUCCACACUCCCUCCUACUCUGCUUGCUUUCGUUUGAAACCACUAAAUCAAGUUGAUGUUGGGAAAGAAAUGAAGCAAGCAAACCUGGCCAUAGCCCAGAGGGCUUUGGAAUCCCACUCCCCCACCCCUGCUCUGCCAACAGGGACUGCUUUGCACCCUGCAGACAAAUGGCCCAGCAUCUGAGUUUCUGGAUGCAGAUUAUGGGGCUAGGAGUAGAUAUGGUGACAGAGGCCAGGCUUACCUUCAGGGUCCAUCUUCUGAGGAAGCCAUGCUUGCUUGGGAGGAGGCAAGGACAUGGCAGACACAUGUGCUGACUUUCCAGCCAUUCUAUUAUCUUUGCAGGGAAGGGUGGCUACACUGACCUGGUUUGGUUUGAGUGUGUGUGUACAUGUGUGAGUGUAUGCGUAAGCGUGUGCAUGCUGUGCUGGCAUGGUCAGCAUUCAGCUGGGCAAUGCCCCUCCUCAGAGCACCAUAUGGUCACUCUUUGGCUCCCAGAGACUCCAGCCCUGGGCUCAUCUGGGUAGUGACCCAGUGGGUGUGGACUAGGGUCUGGGCAGGCAGCAGGUGUGGAUGCAGGAACUACUGAGCAAGGAGCUAGCCACUCAGAGCCCCAGGGGUCCAGGAAGCUGAAAGAGGACUAUGUUUUUAAAAAUAAAACCUAUUUAAAUGGAUGUGGAUCUCUGGUCCCUCUUGGAUAGUGUAAAUAGCAAAGUUUAUUCUCCUGUGGUUCAGAUGACCACUCACCAGGAAGUGAGUGUGGGUGGCACUGUGUGAUGGCACCAAAAAGGCCAGGCUAGGGAGUUGGGUAGGCUGUUGGGUAAGAGGGCACACCCUGUUCUCCCCAGACAUCUGCACCUGCUAGGGUGCUGUGACAGGACAGACCGGCCACACUCUCCUUGCAAUACUGAGCUCAGUCACUGUUGGGCCUGGGGAAAGGUGUUGGGUCAGAGGAAGGAUAUGUAUUUUUUUUAAUCAAAUAUCACAUUUAACUCUAUGUCCUGAAUAUUCAGAACAAUAUUUUUUAAACAAGGCAGACUGAAAAUGUCUGCUGGCUGGUUUGUUUCUAUAUAAAUAUAUAUUAGAAUGUCUUGCUCAAUGAAGAAGCAACUACUGCAUGCUGGAACCUCUGUUUAAUGUGCUUCUCUUUCGUGGGGCAGAGUGGAAGGAAAGUGUCCUGCUAGGCAGUGUAGAGUGAGCAGGGGUCUCUUCCCUUUCCUUGGUGUCCAUGGUGUGGACCAGGCACCACUUUGCCAUCUUCUCCCCGCUGGCCACCCUGGGAAGUCUGGACUCUGAGGCCUGCUUUUGGCUGGGCAAAUGUGUGGGACACAUGAGGGACCCGUCUUUGUGUGGAGUCUUGUGUGAGCCUAUUGAUUUCUCUACCUCAUCUGUAUAGUGAGUAGCUGUGUACCUGAGUGACUGCGGGGAAUGUAUUUAUUUAACGGCUUUGUAUAACAGAACCAGAAACAAAUGGAAACACUAAAUAAAUGUAUUUUAAAUUAUAGCAACCUCGGUCUGCUGCCUCCACAAGGGUUUGGGGGGCAUGGGAGGA
Messenger RNA from Castor canadensis (American beaver), 3714 nucleotides. RefSeq names its product Wnt family member 9A (gene Wnt9a). NCBI's taxonomy places the organism in Eukaryota, Metazoa, Chordata, Mammalia, Rodentia, Castoridae. The record is from RefSeq and is a predicted model, not a curated record. Gene Ontology annotation, molecular function: frizzled binding; cytokine activity. Gene Ontology annotation, biological process: canonical Wnt signaling pathway; neuron differentiation; cell fate commitment. Gene Ontology annotation, cellular component: extracellular region.